Messenger RNA from Manis javanica (Malayan pangolin), 3676 nucleotides. It is a transcript of the gene PABPC1L, whose product is annotated as poly(A) binding protein cytoplasmic 1 like. Lineage: Eukaryota; Metazoa; Chordata; Mammalia; Pholidota; Manidae. The record is from RefSeq and is a predicted model, not a curated record. Gene Ontology annotation, molecular function: mRNA binding. Gene Ontology annotation, cellular component: nucleus.
GACAUCGUUGGGAUCAGAGCGAGUCCCAGUCCCCGCCCUCUGACCUGCUGGAGAGGCCCUGCAGCCCCGUCCCGGGCCAGGCUGGGGGUUCUUGACCCCCGGGGCGGGCUCGGAGACGUCCCCCACCUGCGUCGCCGAGAACGCGAAGGGCUCCCAGGUGCGGGGCGGGAAGGGGCGGAGUCGCGGGGCGGUAAAGGGCGGGCGGCCGGCAGCUCGGAGAGCCCUGCACGCCGGCAAGUCCUGCUGCCAAGGCGCCCGUCGGGUGAGCGGGCGCGGGGAGCGCGGCUCGGCCCCUCGUUUCCCCCGCAAAUCCGGCCCGCGGCCAGCCAUGAAUGCUAGCGGCCCGGGCUACCCGCUCGCCUCUCUCUACGUGGGCGACCUACACCCGGACGUGACCGAGGCCAUGCUCUUCGACAAGUUCUCUCCCGCGGGGCCCAUCCUGUCCAUCCGCGUGUGCCGCGACGUGGCCACCCGCCGCUCGCUGGGCUACGCCUACGUCAACUUCCAGCAGCCAGCUGACGCGGAGCGAGCACUGGAUACAAUGAACUUUGAGGUGAUCAAAGGCCAGCCCAUCCGCAUCAUGUGGUCCCAGAGAGACCCAGGACUUCGCAAGUCAGGUGUGGGCAACAUCUUCAUCAAGAAUCUGGAGGACUCCAUUGACAACAAGGCUUUAUAUGACACCUUCUCUGCCUUUGGGAACAUCCUCUCUUGCAAGGUGGUUUGUGAUGAUCACGGCUCCAAAGGCUUUGGAUUUGUCCAUUUUGAGACCCACGAGGCCGCACAGCAGGCCAUCAGCACCAUGAACGGGAUGCUGUUGAACGACCGCAAAGUCUUUGUUGACCACUUCAAGUCUCGACGGGAGCGGGCCGCAGAGCUGGGAGCUCGAGCAAUGGAGUUCACCAACGUCUAUGUGAAGAACUUCCGUGGGGAUGUGGAUGAGCAGGGCCUGCGGGACCUCUUCUCCCAGUUUGGUGUGCAUGUUCCCCAGGGGAACUGGGGAUCACUUUCUCUUCUACUGCCAGGGAAGAUGCUGAGUGUGAAGGUGAUGAGAGAUGACAGCGGCCACUCCCGGGGCUUUGGCUUUGUCAACUUUGAGAAGCAUGAGGAAGCCCAGAAGGCUGUGAUGGACAUGAAUGGGAAGGAGGUGAGCGGACAGCUGCUUUACGUGGGCCGGGCCCAGAAGCGGGUAGAGCGUCAGAAUGAACUGAAGCGCAGGUUUGAGCAGAUGAAGCAGGACCGGCUGAACCGUUACCAGGGCGUGAACCUGUAUGUGAAGAACCUGGAUGACUCCAUCGAUGAUGAGAAACUGAGGAAAGAGUUCUCUCCCUAUGGAGCGAUUACCAGUGCCAAGGUGAUGACAGAGGGUGGCCACAGCAAGGGGUUUGGCUUUGUAUGUUUUUCCUCUCCAGAAGAGGCGACAAAGGCCGUGACAGAGAUGAAUGGGCGCAUCAUCAGUACCAAGCCACUGUAUGUGGCGCUGGCCCAACGCAAAGAGGAGCGGAAGGCCAUCUUGACCAACCAGUACAUGCAGCGCCUCUCCACUGUGAGAGCCCUGGGCGGCCCCCUCCUGGGCUCCUUCCAGCAGCCGGCCAGCUACUUCCUGCCUGCUGUGCCCCAGCCUCCGGCCCAGGCCACGUACUAUGGCUCUGGCCCACCCAUCCAGCCUGCUCCCAGGUGGACCGCCCAACCAUCCAGACCCUCGUCCGCCUACUCUCCAGCUGCCUCGUUGGGCCAGCUGCCAGCUGUGUCCCGGCACCCCCCGGCCCAGGUCAGCAGCGUCCGGCAGGCGUCCACUCAGGUGCCACGCCUGGUACCCCACACCCAAAGAGUAGCCAACAUUGGUACCCAGACCACAGGACCCGGUGGAGCAGGAGGCUCUACACCGGGCGGGCCUCUCCUGACACACAGAUACUCCUCAGCCACACACAACACUCGUGGGGCCCAGGAGCCCGCUGUGUGCAUCCCCGGACAGGAGCCACUGACCGCCUCCAGGCUGGCCGCAGCACCACUGCACGAGCAAAAGCAGAUGAUUGGUGAACAUCUUUACCCUCUUAUCUACGAUGUGCAUACCCAGCUGGCUGGCAAGAUCACGGGCAUGCUGCUGGAGAUUGACAACUCAGAGCUGCUGCUCAUGCUGGAGUCUCCAGAGUCCCUCAAGGCCAAGGUAGAAGAGGCCCUGGCAGUGUUGCAGGCACACCAGGCCACUGAGCAGACAGUGAAUGUGCACUGAAACCAGAAAAUGGAAUCCUCCCUCCCCUGACAAGAGAACAGCGUUUCCUGCUCUGGACUCUAAGGCCCUGUGAACCAUGACUUAUUGCUCAGUCGUGCUGUAUCUGUGCUUGAGCUCUGUGUGGGUAGAAGGCUGACCACCCAGCCAGACUGUCACCUUUGCUUUGUGCAUUAAAAAGGGCUGCAAACUUUCCUGUCUCCUAGGAGGCCUUCUUGCGUCUGAGGGGGGGUGAGGCAGAGCUCGCCUGGGUUGGGGCUUUGCUGAAGGGACAGAACCCCAAAGUGUUGCUCCAGUACAUAGAGAGUGUACACCAGAAAAGACCUGUCAGGAGCUGAGUGGGACCAUGGGUAAUAGCCCCAAAAGAGCAGCCACCCACCCAUCAGAGGUGCAGUGGUGACGAAAUGAUUGUCACCACACAGCCCUGAGAGGAUGAACUAAAGCCACAAGCGCCCACAUCUGUUGCACGUAGCAGUUUCUGAAUGCCUGGCUUGAGCACUCUAUGUGCAGGUAAACGUCUCUGAAGCCGCAAUGACUUCCAUGCUCUGGCCCGAGGGACUGAGGGCUUGUGGAACCUAAUGAGGAAGAAUCCUUAGGAUACCUUCCCAAGUCAUGUUUACCUUCAGUGUUCUCAUUAGUAAAUCAAGAUACUUGCCUUCCAAACCUUGGGAAGAGAUUGUGACAAUGUCACCACUAAACUGGCCUCAAAUCAGGUAAGAGUCAUGCCUGCUUAAGAGGUGGCAAGAAAAGGGGUAUAGUUCCCCACUUUGAAAUGGUCCCCUGGCCACCCCCAUGGAGUUUCUGGACUCCAGAAUCCACUUCAGCUUGCAGGUCUGACUGCUCAGACAGCACAGACUCCUCCAGAGAUCAGAAGCAGCAUGUGCACUGUGGGAUGCUGCUCAGCACUGUACGUGAUACAGACGGAGGGAUAGUGAAAACACUCUGCUGUUUUAUGAAGUCAUCAAACUUCUGCUCCAUUAAGGGGAGAGUCAUUUAAGUAGGACACGCAGCCCAGAGAGGGGAGGCGAGCCUUAGUUCUAGCUGGAUUCCAGAGCACUCUGUAGCCUCAUCCACGUUUUGUGGACUUGAGUGGUACUUACUGGUCCUUGUUCCACGCUAUCCUCCCAGAUGGGCCUUUUUACAAACCCUGUUCUGUACGCUUGGACUGCUUUCUCUUCCCCUCUUGCUCAUUAAACUCCCACAUCAGAACUCAAUUUAAGCUUCACUUCCUCAGAGACCUCUAUCCCUCAUGGGGUCAAGUCUGCCCAGGUAGGCAGGGGAAGCAUUGAGUGACUACUCUUUUAACGCUAACACUAGCUGCAGUUUUACACUUGCCCCUGGGAUUAUCUGAUUGGCUACUUGUCCUCCCACUAGACUGUCAGCUCUCUGAGAAUAGGGACUGUGUCUAUUUAUUCACUGUUGUUUCCCCAGCACUUUCCACAAAGCCUG